Culex quinquefasciatus (southern house mosquito) is the source of this 9148-nucleotide messenger RNA. Its product is annotated as adenomatous polyposis coli homolog. The transcript is spliced from 9 exons. Gene Ontology annotation, cellular component: beta-catenin destruction complex; catenin complex; cytoplasmic microtubule. Bases 449 to 7507 code for a protein of 2352 amino acids. Gene Ontology annotation, molecular function: microtubule binding; beta-catenin binding; gamma-catenin binding. Lineage: Eukaryota; Metazoa; Arthropoda; Insecta; Diptera; Culicidae. The record is from RefSeq and is a predicted model, not a curated record. Gene Ontology annotation, biological process: positive regulation of protein catabolic process; negative regulation of microtubule depolymerization; regulation of cell differentiation.
AAGAACCAUCGCCGGAACGCGGAACGGCCGUCGAAUUCAAAAUUAGUGCCCAAAUUGCCAUCGUUCUUCUCGGUUCUCUCGCGCGUGUCGUCGUCGUCUCUUCACUCGUAGUUGUGGGGGUGCGUGUGCGCAGAAGCUCCGUUUUUUACUGUUUUCGUGUGAAAAAAUUGAUCCGACUCUUGUCGACGGAGGUGGAAGAAAAAUUUUGAGGAAGAGAUUUGGACAAUUUCGGACCACGGUUCCCCUUUGCGGCAAGUGACUAGCUUUGGGAUUAGCAGCAGCGAUGGCCGCGGCCAAUCCGGCCCGAUCCGGAACCACAGCACCGUCGUCAGCGGAGCGCAAAUAAAUGACGACCGACGGAGCGUUCGUCACCUCAUCGUAAUCAUCACACGCAGCGCAUCGCUGAAACACCUUUAAUCACAAAAUCUUUAAACAAAACGAAACAACAAUGCAAUCAGCCCAAUCCGGCGCCGAUUCCUCGCUCGAGCUCGAGGACGACGCCCUGCUGGAGGACGAAGACGAAGUCGGCACGGGCGCGCGGUCCGCCAACCGGAAGCCCCACUUUCUGGACUACGACAACAAACCGCCGGCGGGGCUGGAGGACCAGGUCGUGUUCCCGCGGCCAACUCCCGCUGCGACCAGUUCAAACGGGACGAGUGAGGAAGUGAUCGGUAGGGGGACGUGGCCUGCGGCCACUUCCGGCGGCGCUGCCGCCAAGUACAAUGGCGGAGGUCGUCAGAACCACUCGAUGUACGGGGACAUGUCGGAGGUUUGCCCGAAGAUGGAGUGCGUGUACUCGCUGCUGUCGAUGCUCGGGUCGACCAACUCGCUGGAGAUGAGCGCCAAGUUCAUGGAGUUGAGCCGGAACCGGGAGACGUGCAGUGCGUUGCGACGGUCCGGGUGUAUUCCGCUGCUGGUGCAGAUUAUCCACAACGAUCCGAACGAAACGGCGCGGAGAAACGCGCGACAAUCGCUGAACAACGUGAUCGGAUGUCAUCCGGACGACAAGGCCGGACGGAGGGAGGUCAAAGUCCUCAAACUGAUCGAGCAGCUCGUAGACUACUCGGACCAACUUCGCGACUACAGCGAAACCGAGUCCGCCACCACCCAACCAGACCCGGCGGAAGAUCCGGAAAAGCACCCGAUCGCGGCCAUCACGACCCUCAUGAAGAUCAGCUUCGACGAGGAGCAUCGGCACGCCAUGUGUCAACUCGGUGCGUUGCAGACCAUUUCGACGCUCAUCCAGCUGGAUCACGCCGUGCACGGGUCGAAUCCGAGUCCGGCCGGGGCGCCCAAGUGUGUGACGAUGCGGCGUUACGCGGGGAUGAUCCUGACUAAUCUGACCUUUGGCGACGGGAACAACAAGUCGCUGCUGUGCUCGAACAAGGGCUUCAUGAGGGCGCUGGUGGCGCAGAUUGGGUCGAGCAGUGACGAGUUGGUGCAGGUCACGGCCUCCGUCCUGCGCAACCUGUCCUGGCGCGCCGACGCGGUCAUCAAGCAAACGCUGAGCGAAAUCGGCACCGUGGCCGUGCUGGCCCGCGCCGCCAUGGUCUGCACGAUCGAAAACACGCUCAAGGCGAUCCUGUCGGCGCUGUGGAACCUUUCGAACCACUGCCCGCCGAACCGGUCCGAGUUUUGCGAGGUUCCGGGGGCGUUGGAGUUUCUGAUUGACAUGCUGAGCUACGAGGCACCGAGCAAGACGAUGCACGUGAUUGAGAAUGCGGGUGGGAUUUUGCGGAACAUUUCGUCGCACGUGGCGCUGAGGGAGGACUAUCGGAGGAUUUUGCGGCGGAAGAGCUGUUUGAAGAUACUGUUGGAGCAGUUGAAGAGUCCGAGCUUGACGGUUGUUAGUAAUGCGUGCGGGACGUUGGGUUCGCUGUCGGGGGAGUGCGCCGAGGACCAGCGGUUCCUGCGGGAAAACGGUGCCAUUCCGAUGCUGAGGUCGCUGAUCUACAGCAAGCACAAGAUGAUCUCGAACGGGAGCAGUAUGGCGUUGAAGAAUCUGCUGAAGCCAACGGCGACGUCGGCUUCGGUGAGUUCGGUGGAGCUUUCAGCGCCGCCGACGCCGCUGACCGUGGCGACCACGCUGUCCGGACCGACGAGCGACCUGCCCAGCUUGAACGCGCGCAAGAAGAAGGCCCUCGAGCAGGAGUUGGAGGAAAAGUUCCUCCCGCCGAAGGCGUCCCCAGACGAAAAGGACGUUUGCACCGUCCGUAAAGACGACGACGUCGAAGAGUCCGAGGGCAACUCGGAAGAGGACGAAGAAGACGACGAAGUCGUCAGCCACUCCGGCGUGCACAUCCGCCUAGUCGCGGACCAGCCGGAAGAGCCCGACUCCGAAAAGCCCGUAAAUUACAGCCUCAAAGAGGACGAGGUGACCUACCAGGACUACCAGGAGACGGACAUUGACCAGAUCACGGACUACUCGCUGCGGUACGCCGAGAACCAGUCGGAGGAAUCGGAGACGGAGGCGGACGGCAACAAGCGGGGCGGAUUGAAUCGUGGCCUGAUGGCGGCGGAGGAGGAAGACUCGGUCAGGUGUUACUACACGGAGGGAACGCCGCAGAUCAUUUCGAGUGCGACGUCGAUGAGUGAUUUGAGGGGGGUUAAGACGGCGGCGACGGUGACGGUGGCCAAGUCGGUGCCGAUUCCGAUUAGUGGUGGAGGGAAAGCGGCGGUGACGGUGGGUGGAGUGGCCACGGUCACGCCCGGAGGGUGCGAUACGCCGGACAAGCCGUACAACUACUGCGAGGAGGGAACGCCGGAUUUUAGCCGGGAUGCGUCGUUGAAUGUGAUGGAGUUGAGUGGGGACCCCAAAAUGCCCUCCACCAAGCCGAUCUCGCCCCUAGACCAACCCGACAUCGGCGUCGAAGUCUCCGUCGAGCUGCACCAGGACCAGGACGCCCUUCCGCCCUCAACUCCGGGCGGCGGUCACCACCACAACACCAGCAAGCAAGUCUCCUUCCUGAACACUGCCGAGGAAACCCCGCUCAUGUUCUCCCGGACCAGCUCGAUGGGUUCGCUGUCGAGUGCGGAACCGGCGCUGGUUUGCGCCGACGACAAGAGUUCGAUUGUGAGCGAGUUCAGCCGGUUCCCGUCGGGGGUCAUUUCGCCGUCGGAACUUCCCGAUUCGCCCACCCAGAGCAUGCCACAUUCGCCGCGGAGAAGCAGCGGCAUGAUGGGACAGGUUGGGAAGAGGAAGGAAGUGGCUGCGGUGGUGGUGCCGCCACCGGUCAAGAGUGCCUUCGAGGACACGGUGGCCAAGUUUGAGGUGGAGAACACUCCGGCGGCGUUUUCCUGCGCGACCAGCUUGAGCAAUUUGAGCUUGGAGGAGCGGGAAGAUCAGGAGUCGAAGGAGGUCGUGACGGUGGCGACGGGGCCGCCGGUGCUACCGAUUCCGGAAGUGUCCGGAUCGGGUUCGGACGACGGCGAGUCAGACGCGGGUGGAGACGACGACCUGCUGCUGCAGUCGAUGGUCAGCAUGGGCAUGAAGAAGGAGCGGCCGGAACCACCGGAAGAACCGGACCGAGACCAGUUGAGGGCGUUUUGUACCGAGGACACUCCGGCGCGGUUGUCCGAAGCGCCGAGCAACUGCGACUUGAGCGUGCUCUCGUUUGACACGAGGAACGACACCGGAACCGACCUCGGUCCCGGUGGCCACGACUCGGACGACAGCUCCAACGUUUCAGCCGAACAAUCCGACCGUCUCCUGGAAGAAUGCAUCCGCAGCGGAAUGCCCCAACCAAAGGCCCCCAAAGAGAACCCGCUCGGCAUGAUGCGACGGAACCCGGUCCACCUCGUAGAACCACUCUACGCCAACGACGAGGUCAACAACUUUUACCUCGAAGACUCCCCGUACGCAUUCUCAACAAUCUCCGGCCUGUCCGACCUCACCGUAGCAACCGAGGCGGCCGAAGGUCGCAAACAGAUCUCAACCCUCGGAACAAGUCGGGCGCCGAUUCCGGCCCCGCCGCAAAACCGAAACGGAUCGCUCAGCUCACUCUCGGUGGAGUCCGAUGCCGACGAUCGGCUGUUGGACGAGGCGAUUGCCGCCGGGAUUGGGUCCAACAGCAAGCGAGUAGUGGCGGCAGCAGCAGUUCCGGUGAACCGGAUGAGGGCGGCCGCCGUCGACGGGAACGAUUCGCUGGACUCGAUCGACUCGGUCGACUCGAAUGAUCCGCAGGGCAACUCCCUGCUCGAGCAGUGCAUCGCCAACGGGAUGAAGAAGCCGCCGGCGGAGAAGCACACCGCGGAACUCCGUGCCGGCAUGAACUUUGCCCAGCUGGCGCGCGGAGGAGGCCCGGCCGCAAUUUCGAUGCCCCCGCCUCCCCACGCCCCGCCAACCGAUCUCGACAGCAUCCCGGACUCGGACCGCGAUUACGACCUGCUGCGGGAGUGCAUCGCCCGGGGAAUGCCCCGGAACUCCACGGCCACGAUCUCCGGCAGUGGCGGCGUUUCAACGCUCGAGCUCACCCAGAACCUGCAGCGGUUGGCCAUUUCUACGAACGCCAAUGCCGCCGUUCCGCUGUCGUCGUCGGUUCCAAAAAACGUGGACACUACGCCUGUGGUGGUUACGAGGCCGGAUGCCGGUGCCAUCCGCAACGUAACGUCAGCAGGCGUAGUGCAACCAGCAGCAGCAGUAGACAACACCAUCCUCACCGUCAACGGCACCACCACCACCACCAUCAGCACCACCAUCAACAUGGUAAGAAGCGAUCCGGGACGGCCGUCCCUGGGCAUGUCGCAGCCGCCUCAGCUACUUCAACAGAGUGGAUCUGAGCUGGACCGGUCGAACGAGUUCCCCGCCACUUCCAUGAUGACCUCUUCGAACCUGCUCGUCGAAAGCAUGCAAAUGUCCAACGAGUUUACGGCGGACCUCGUUCCGACGUCCGACAAGCAUAAGGAUCCGGACCUGAUGCUCAAGUCGGUGGAGCGGUUGACGCAGGAGUUGGUCUCGACGGCGGCGUCCAAGGCCGAGAACUGCUGCAACAGCAGCAGCAACGCCAACAAUGGGAACACCUGGGACGAGGACGUGACCUGUGCGAACGAUGUGUCCUUUCCGAGUUUGAGCGUGCAGGCGCCCCGGAUCCAGUACUCGGAGUCGGUGACGGCGUCGGUCACCUCGGGGACCAUGUCGUACGGGGGCGUGGAGGAGGACGAAACGGCGACGAUUAGUGAGGAGAUCGACUCCAAAGCGCUGGACGCGCUCGAGGACCAAACGCCGAUGAACGAGGAGCGCCCACUGCCGGGCUUCGUCGGCAGCAACGAGGAUCUCUCCCUGCAGGUCGACGAAAUCCACUUCCAGCUGGGCGGCGAGGUCAAACAUCCGAUGGUCGGUGGCCACCUGACCGCCCAUGGCCGCCCCUCCGACGUUGGAAUCUCCUUCAGCACCGCCUCCACGUUGACCAACUCGACGAUCAUCGCGAUCGAAGCUACCAAGGUCGCGAACCAACUGCAGAACAUGGCGAUCGUCGAGAGUGCCGACGUGGAUUUGAGCAAGAUCAACUGUCCGUUUGCUGGGUCGGAUAGCAUUCUGAUUUCGGACUGUUCCGACUCGGAGAUGACGUUCCGGAACGAGCUGUCUGGGCGGAAGAUUCCGACGCUUCCGGCCGGAUUGGUGGCGCGGCGUGCCCUCGGCCAGACGACCUUCAACGAUAGCAUGAACUCGUUGCACAAUCUGGACAGUAUCGGGCCGCCGUCGAUCAUGGACGAGCUGAUGGACUCGAUGAUCAGUGUGGCCAGCAUUACGUCGGAGGUGGUGGAUCUGGACAGUGGUCACGCGGACGUGGAUCGGGCGGGAUCUUCGGGCAAUUCGAGUUUGACGCUGAACAGUAGCAGCUUGGAGAAUCUGAUCAAGUUUUCGCCCACGAUGAACGCCGGAAUGGUGGUCACUCCGGGAGGUCCGGGUUUGGGAAUGGGUUGCAAGAGUACGCCGAUGAGUCCGAAGAGGGCCGAGCGGAGACAGGCCAUGAAGGAUCGCUACAAGACUUAUACGAUUCCGAAUGCGGCGGAAUUGCUGGUUGAUUUGGAGCAGAAGAAGGAGGAGGGAGGAAGUGGUGGGGAGGAAGUUAAGACUCCCACCCCGAGCGUUCCGUCGACUCCUUCGCCGAAGAAGUCGUCCAAGGAGCGCCGCGCCGAGAACAAGUCCCGCUAUGAAACGCAGGUCAUCACCACCGGAAGCCUGUCCAACGGCUACCACGGACCCACGAUCGACCCCGACAGUCCGCGAACUCCUCCGGCACGAGCCACCAUCAUCGCCACUCCGGUGGCCUUCUCCCCGCUGACCCUGCAAUCUCCGGCACCGAUGUCACUGGAGCGGGUUCUUUCACCGGAAGAUCCGGACGUGGACGACGACCCGGUCACGUACACCAUCCAGGAGACGACCCCAUGGAGAAAGUCCUUCGAGCAGAAACUUCCCACAAUCGCUUCCUCAACGGGGCUUCCUCCGGUUCCACAGCAGGUCCGCUCGCCCCUGGCCAGUCCAAGCAAGAUGCCAACUCCUGCUCGGAUCGUGGCCAAGAUCAACCCUCCAACGCCAACGCCAACGCAGGAUUCCGCCGUAAAAACGGUCCGCGGAACGAAAAAACCCGCGUACGUGUCCCCGUACCGUAAAACGGUCGUGUCCGCUCCGGCGGUUAUCGCGCGGACCCCGGCCGCACCACUUCCGGCUGCCAAAAAGGAACCGUUGGCCACUCCGAAGCUGCGCAGUCAGACUUCGUUGGUGGAGACUAGAACGAGACCACAACCGUUGAGGGCGAGGUCCAGUAUAGGAUCGAAGCGGAACUCGCUGGAGCUGAAUGGCGCCGGUUCCGUGAGGAGCAGCAUCAGCAGCACCAGCAGCACGGACAUUCCGAAGAUACGCGAGCGGCAGCCGUCGCUCGGAGCGAUUGGGGGAGCGAAGGCGAAGGUCGCCCCCUCCCCGGAGCCGCUCCUCAUCCGCCAGGGCACCUUCACCAAGGACGAACCGACGAACCCGGAAGUCCCGGUGGUAACUUCCGCUCCUUCCACACCUGCCAAAACCGCCCGCAAACCCGGCACCGGUUCCAUGAUCCCUUCCUCCGCGUCCUCCUCCCGCCUCACCACAAUCGCCAAAUCCCGAAUCGUCCUCCACAAGAGCAUCAGCAUGGACGCCAGCAAGGCGCCGAGCACUCCGACGUCCGCAUCCGCCGGUCCACCUUCCGGCGAAAGCACGCCCCUCACCAGUCGCUUCCGGUUGACGUCGGCGCGGACUUCCCUGGUGGAUUACAAGAAACCCAACACGACCGGAGGGCGGCUCAGCACUCCGGUGCGCAGUAUUGAGGAAAGUCACGGAGGAUCCAGCGUUCCGGCCACGCCCACUAGUCCCGGGUCGAUGAUUCCGAUGCGCCGGAAGAGUGGGCUUGCGCUGCCCAAGCGGACCAACCUAACCAUGAAGAGCAAUCCGGACGUGCUGAAGGGGAAGCUGGAGGGGGUGCGGAACGCGUUUGUGAGGACGGCCGCGUCCGGGGUGAAGACCGGGUCGCGAUGAGGGGAUGGAGGACAACGGAAGUGCUUUCUGGAGGAGGAUUUUUGAGAUUUCAUCAUUACACGCACACAUCACGGAUUGUGUAAUUUCAUCAGCUGAAGGUCAAAACCUUUCCACGACUCAAUUGUUAGUGAAAAAACCAUUUAUUUAUUUUACCAACAUUUUCACGGACUUUGGAGACGACCCGCAAUCAACGAUUUCAAUUAACUUGAAAGAUUUUUUUUAGUUUUUGUCAAACAAAUGUGUAUUUAUUAAGGUUCAACCUUCGCAAAAAAGAGUGAAACAAACAACGACCGGCGUUUGCUCAAAAAGAAAGCACUUUAUUUAUGUUCUUCACAAAUUUGGCACCCCUUAAAGGAAUAAGUUCCUCCAUAAAUAGUGACAUAAAAAUAAACACACCCCUAAGAUUUCCAACAGACAAAAUGGGCUUUGAGAACAAAAGACUUCUCAACUGGUCGUUGGAUGGUGCCGAUGCGCAUGGAAGUGAGAUUUUACCAGCUUUACGUGAAAUUUGUGUAACAAAAAAUCAUAUAAAAUAAAAAAAACGGAAAAAUCGAAAAAAUCUAGUCCCGAAAAAGAGUUGAUGAAAACUAAGAGGAGAAAGAAGUGAGUAAUAAUCAUGCAAAAGUUAGUUAAGUUCGAGCGUUUUAAAUUGCUUAAACUUUUAGGCGAAAUCAGCUAAACCUUUAGGCGCAUUUAAGCAAAUAUUUAAUCCUACCUACGAUUACACAACCGAACACUUACCGAAUUCGUGGCUCGCAUAUACUAUUAUGAUUAUUAUGAUUAAACUAUUAUGCUUAUAUUGUCUACUUAAAGUUAAUCGAUAUCAUUGCUACUCUGGUUAGUAUCGCGGUUCGAACAAUUUCAGAAAAUUUCAAAAAGAAUACUUUUACUAUCGUCUGUUAAAAUUUAACUUAUUCUCGCAGUAAAAAAAAAAGUGGAGUGACGUUAAGUUGAAGUUUUGAAUUUACCAAUUUAUUCAUGUAAGUUUACCUCAAAAUAAAUUUAACUUUAAUUACAUGGAAAUAAAUCACAGAAUUUUCAUGUAAAUUUACAUGUUUUGAAAAUACAAACAUAUUUUAGAAAAAAAAAACGUAUGUAAUUUUACAUCAGAAUCAAGUAAUUUUUUUUAACGUUUUAAUUCAGGUAAAAUUACAUAAAAAAAACGAGGUAAAUUCAAACCUUCAAAUUUUCAACCCGCUUGUAAGUUUGGCUUUUAUUCCAUGUUUUAGUUUCAUGUUUUAAUUUAUUCUUUUUGUUCAAACCAUCCGCUUAACUGUGCUACUCUCAAUCUGAAUUUGCAAACAUAGAUUUUGUGGGCAUUUCGCGCUUUCAAUUUAGCGACUGUAGAUUCCAUAUCAAAAAGAAGUUGAAGCGAAUCAAAAACAAUGAAAUAUACCUACUUAAACGGAAGACGCGCCUGAUGUUUGCGCUACGGCGUUGUUAAAAAAGAAGACAUGAAAAUAUUACUCCCCAAAUCGUAUUACUAAGGUAGAGAGUCGUCUUUUUUGUCUUGCGCAUUCAACAAGUUUGUGAGAAAAAGAGAGAGAAAAACAAGUGAAAACGUUUGUCGAAAAUAAGAUACUACUCUGAUUAAAGAAAUAUAUCUAUGAUAGCGAUUACUCCGCAUGUAUGCAUGGAAAA